CAUUGUGAGCCAUACACUAAUCAGCAGCCUGCACCACCCAGUGGCUGCCAGGGACGGGCAUGGAACAUACACGUCUGAAGGGAUGCUGAGGAUGCCGCGUUUGAUAUAACACCGUUGCACUGAACACAUUGAGCUCUGCUCCAGACGAGCACGGCCAGCAGCAGCAGCAGCUCCUGGUAGUUGGCAGCGCUGAGCUUGAGUUGAAGAACGCAGCGCAGGGCUCUCCAAGCAAGCAGAUGAUGGGGAAGGUAGCCCUCCUAUGUGUGUAUGCAGCAGCCUGCAGUGGGGUUCUGGCAGCAGCUGCAGCAGCGACGGGCAGGUCAGACAGAGGCAAUUUUCUGGAUGAUAAACAAUGGCUAACCACAAUAUCCCAGUAUGACAAGGAUGCCGGACACUGGAAUCGAUUCCGAGAUGAAGUAGAGGAUGAUUACUUCCGAACUUGGAAUCCAGGAAGACCAUUUGAUCAAGCUCUGGAUCCAGCUAAAGAUCCCUGUUUAAAAAUUAAAUGCAAUCGGCAUAAAGUAUGCGUUGCCCAGAAUCAGGAAACUGCAGUGUGUGUCAGUCACAGAAGACUUACCCACAGCAUGAAAGAAGCGGGAUUAACUUAUAAGUACUGGAGAGGUGUUCCCCUAACAUCGAGUUGCAAGCAAUGUCCGGUUGCGUAUACAAGUCCUGUAUGUGGGUCUGAUGGGCAUUCAUAUUCAUCUCAGUGUAAAUUAGAAUAUCAAGCCUGCAUCAUGGGUAAACAAAUAACAAUGAAAUGUGAGGGACAUUGCCCAUGUUCUUCAAGCAAAUCAAGAAAUGUAAAUAAAAAUAAAAAAAGAGUUUGCACUGAUCAAGAGUUCAGAGAAAUAGCUAACAGACUAAGAGAUUGGUUUAAAGCACUUCAUGAAAGUGGAUUCCAGAAAAAGAAGGCUAAAACAACUUCAAGACCAGAAAGAAGCAGAUUUGAUACCAGCAUUCUACCAAUAUGCAGGGAUUCUCUUGGGUGGAUGUUUAAUAGACUUGAUAGAAAUUAUGACCUGCUACUGGAUCAGUCUGAGCUGGGAAGCAUUUAUAUUGACAAGAAUGAGCAAUGUACCAAGGCUUUCUUCAAUACAUGUGACACAUACAAGGACAGCUUAAUAUCCAACAACGAGUGGUGCUACUGCUUCCAGCGCCAGCAAGAUCCGCCUUGUCAAACUGAGCUUGGUAAUAUUCAAAAGCAGCAAGGAUUAAAGAAGCUUCUUGGACACUACAUUCCAGCAUGUGAUGAAGAUGGGUAUUAUAAACCAGCUCAGUGUCAUGGAAGCAUUGGUCAGUGCUGGUGUGUUGACAGAUAUGGAAAUGAAGUGACAGGAUCCAGAAAAGUUGGCUCAGUGGAAUGUGGCGGUGAUUCAGACACAUCAGGGGAUUUUGGAAGUGGAGACUUUCAUGACUGGUCUGAUGAUGAAGAUGAUGAUGAUGAAAUGAUGAACGAUGAAGAUGAGAUUGAAGAUGAUGAUGAGGAUGAAGGAGGCGAUGAUGAUGAAGAAGAUGAAGAUGGUUAUAUUUGACAUAAUAUAGUACAAGAUAAUUCUAUUUUUCAUGUCUACAAAGAAAAAGACAUCUCUUAGGAAAUACCUUUUGCUCACGUCGCCACCAAG
Nanorana parkeri is the source of this 1625-nucleotide messenger RNA. It is a transcript of the gene SPOCK3, whose product is annotated as SPARC/osteonectin, cwcv and kazal like domains proteoglycan 3. The coding region runs from base 237 to 1535 and encodes 432 amino acids. Gene Ontology annotation, molecular function: calcium ion binding; protein binding. The record is from RefSeq and is a predicted model, not a curated record. Lineage: Eukaryota; Metazoa; Chordata; Amphibia; Anura; Dicroglossidae. The transcript is spliced from 12 exons.